GAGAGAAUAAUAAAUAUUACACCAAACGCACCGCAGUCGAACACAACGUAUUCACAAAGUGGACGAUAUAGAGAGAGAAAAAGAAACCAAUUUUAUAAUAUUUCAUUUGCAAACUUUUUAUUUUAAUUCAUUGCCAUUAGUUUCAAUUGAUUUUAUUUGUAAAAAUGCAACACAUUUUCUAAUAAUUUCGUAUUUUAAAUUAACACAUUGCUUAAAAACAUUGCCAAAAAGACGCUAGCAGCAAUUAUAGAGUCAGAAAUAAAAUACGAAGAGGAUACACACCGAAAAAUAAGAAGAAGAAAGAAACGCCAAGCAAUUGACACAAACAUAUCAGUCGUAGCAAGUCGUACAAAUUUACUCCAAAAUUUGAUACGACUGUUGUGAUUGAGUGUUCUUUUGCCAAAUCGGACAGACAAUAAAGGGCCCCGCCGAAACACCAAAUCUACAAACAAAAUCUACAGUUGAAUCCAAAGGUUAUCAGGCAAUGGGGGAUUACAGUGAUUUAGAUCGACAAAUUGAACAGCUAAAACGAUGCGAAAUAAUUCGUGAAAGCGAAGUAAAGGCAUUAUGCGCCAAAGCAAGGGAGAUUCUUGUCGAAGAAGGAAACGUUCAACGUGUCGAUUCACCCGUUACGGUGUGUGGAGAUAUCCAUGGGCAAUUUUAUGAUCUCAAGGAAUUGUUUAAGGUUGGCGGCGAUGUUCCCGAAACGAAUUACUUGUUUAUGGGUGAUUUUGUCGAUCGUGGUUAUUACAGUGUAGAAACAUUUUUAUUGCUAUUGGCGCUCAAAGUACGCUAUCCAGAUCGAAUAACAUUAAUCCGUGGCAAUCAUGAAUCGCGACAAAUUACUCAGGUGUAUGGUUUUUAUGAUGAGUGCUUACGCAAAUAUGGUUCAACCGAUGUAUGGCGACAUUGUACAGAAAUUUUUGAUUACUUAAGUUUAUCGGCUAUCAUUGAUGGGAAAAUAUUUUGCGUGCACGGCGGCUUGAGUCCAUCGAUACAGUAUUUAGAUCAAAUUCGAACAAUUGAUCGCAAACAAGAGGUUCCACACGAUGGCCCAAUGUGUGAUCUAUUGUGGAGCGAUCCAGAGGAUACAAUUGGAUGGGGAGUUUCUCCACGCGGUGCUGGAUACUUGUUUGGAUCAGAUGUGGUGACACAGUUCAACAAUGCAAACGACAUUGAUAUGAUUUGUCGGGCGCAUCAAUUGGUUAUGGAAGGAUACAAAUGGCAUUUCAAUGAGACUGUUUUGACCGUGUGGUCAGCACCAAAUUAUUGCUAUAGAUGUGGAAAUGUGGCUGCUAUACUUGAGCUGAACGAUCAUCUGCAUAGAAAUUUCAUAAUAUUUGAGGCUGCACCGCAAGAGAGUCGAGGCAUUCCAUCGAAAAAACCACAAACCGAAUAUUUCUUGUAAAAGAAACAUUUACUACACUUCAUGUAAUUGUCAACCGAUUAGUAAUUUAACCAACCAUAUUGUCAGUGUAUUUUAACCAUUUACGAUUUCGAUUGUGAACUCACGAGAAAAAAAACGUCAGAAAAUACGAAAACCGGAGGAAAAAAAACACACACACUCAAAGCAAAAAAAUAUUAUCAAUUUACAUUCAUUUGUCUCAUGU
Messenger RNA from Contarinia nasturtii (swede midge), 1610 nucleotides. It is a transcript of the gene Pp4-19C, whose product is annotated as serine/threonine-protein phosphatase 4 catalytic subunit. Gene Ontology annotation, cellular component: cytoplasm; nucleus. The record is from RefSeq and is a predicted model, not a curated record. Gene Ontology annotation, molecular function: protein serine/threonine phosphatase activity. The coding region runs from base 485 to 1408 and encodes 307 amino acids. Gene Ontology annotation, biological process: peptidyl-serine dephosphorylation; double-strand break repair via homologous recombination. The transcript is spliced from 5 exons. NCBI's taxonomy places the organism in Eukaryota, Metazoa, Arthropoda, Insecta, Diptera, Cecidomyiidae.